Molecule: messenger RNA, 1818 nt
Organism: Gryllus bimaculatus (two-spotted cricket)
Lineage: Eukaryota; Metazoa; Arthropoda; Insecta; Orthoptera; Gryllidae
Source: the annotation of a GenBank genome assembly
AUGGGCAUCGUAGGCGUGGAGAAAUACUUAGAGAAUUAUCCCGACACCUGCUGCUUCGUUGACAUCCGCCAGGCAGUGAAGGAUGACGACCGCAAGGUGGUGGUGGUAGACGGCAACGUCUUUCAUCACAUGUACAUCUUCAGAAAAUUUCAAUGGAUUUGCGGCAACACUCACGGACUCGUCGCAGAAGUGAGAAAUUUCGUGGGAGCUUUUAAUCGUCUAGGGGUGAAACUCGUGUUCUUCUUCUGCGAUCACCAGUCGAAGGAGGUCAGGCGUAAGAAGUGGAUACGCGACCGCCAUGCUAACAUGCGAUACGUUAAGAAGGUCCUGAGGAGAAUUGAACAAAUGGACAUGUCCGUUGCGCUCAUCGGCAGUCUUCCCGAAGGUGAGUCGCAUACCCCUCUCGAUAUAAAAUGUUGGUUGAGAGCAGCGUUGCAGGAAAUCCAGUGCGAGGUGAUCUGUCCGGUCUCCGACCGUGUUUACCACAUAGCGUCUUAUGCGCGGGAAAACAACUGUCUCGCAAUUAUUUCACAAACGUCCUAUUUCGUCUUCUACGAAGAUCUAACCGCUGCUAUAUGGUCUAUGAAGCACUUGGACAUGAGAACUAUGAAAACGAAGGCAUAUAAUUGCAAAUCGCUCGCGCGGAGACUUCAUUUCGAAAAUAAUUUCUUUCCUUUGCUUGCCACCUUACUUGGCACGACAUCAAUGGUCAAAGACAGGAACAGGACAAAAGUGAGGAACUGCAUUCGCAAACGAGUCAGUUAUGCUCUAGCCAGUGAUAAUAUGUGCGAUGUUACAGCUCAGUACAUUAGGGAAAAUUUCGAUUACGAUCACUUAGAAAAUGUGCCUGUUGUAUUGACCAAACAUUUUUCUUCACAAUCAGAAAUGCUGGUUUCAGAUUACUUAAUGUAUGAAAGAAUGUUUAAAUUUAAAUAUAUUACAGAAGAUGGUGUGCCAAAUGUGUCAGAAAUGAACUUGUGGGAGAAAAUAAAAAAGGUGUGCUAUGAUCUACAAAAACGUGGUAGAAUGUGUAGUAAAGUGCGUGUUAUCUUAGAUGAACAAUUUUAUGAGCAACAUACUAUGCUUGAAGAUUUUGAUGACCUGCCGUCAAUAAGUCUGCUCUUCAGACCUCUCCGGCAGAAAAUAUAUGCAAUUUUGCUGCAUGAAGCGGAGGGCUUCUUGAAAAAUCGCGAAGUAAAAGAGUGGUGCUUUGACAACAGUGGUAUUUUAUGCUCUACCAUUGUGUCACCCGCCAACGUCGAUAAAUCCAUACACCCUGGUCUUCUCAACCUGUGGGAUUUAAGCAAUACAAGUGAUGGAAUCUUAGAAAAUAAAUGGCAACUCUUUGCAAACGCUGUUUCGUCUAAUCUAGAAUAUAAUUUGCUCCGUGACUUACCUGCUCCUUUGGCGAUUCCUACAGCUGUUCUUUUCUACUUGUAUCGUGAAGCACCUCUGAUUUUCCCCGAGUAUUCUUGUAACUUGCUGAGCCCAUGGGAAAUAGAUGUAUUUAUUUCUGUAAUUGUAACAUUGCCUUAUAGAGAUGGAAAUUUUUUCAGAGUUAUUCAUAGAGGAAAUAUACGAGCAAUAAAAUUGUCAGCACUCUUCAUGCAUGGAUGUCAGACCAUGGAAAUGUUGCACCAAGCAUGUGGUUAUGUGGUAAAAGAGCCAAAUUCAAUUUGGUACUAUUUUGAUGGUAUAUUAUUUCAUGACCUCUAUGAAAACGCCAAAGUGGGAUACAAGAUCAUAAAUAGCUGUUGUAAUCCUGAAAUAUUGGCACAGUUUGAGCUUAUUAGGAAAAUUGUUUUUCUCAAUUGCUGA